This is a messenger RNA of Nymphaea colorata (pocket water lily), 612 nucleotides long. RefSeq lists its product as uncharacterized. Bases 1 to 612 code for a protein of 203 amino acids. The transcript has a single exon. The record is from RefSeq and is a predicted model, not a curated record. NCBI's taxonomy places the organism in Eukaryota, Viridiplantae, Streptophyta, Magnoliopsida, Nymphaeales, Nymphaeaceae. Gene Ontology annotation, cellular component: membrane.
AUGAUGAUGCCGCUUUCAAUCGGUGGCGCCAUCGCCAUGCUCGUAGGCUUCAUCUCCUCAGGCUACAUGCAGCCCAAGUACAUCGUCGACGUUGAACGCCUCAACAACAACGAGAAAAUAGAGACCGUGAGACCAGUCAAUUCAAUGCUGAGACAAGCCAUGUUCGGAAUGGGCAUAGUCGGACUAGGACUAAGCGGAGCUCCCAUCAUCGGCAUUGCCAGCGCAAUCAGUCCAUCAAUCGUGCCCACAUGCCUGGGGCUCACUACUGCCAUUUUCGGAGGAGCUUCCCUGAUGGCUUACAACAUGAAGAAGGAUUCGAUGCUAAAAUACUCAGGAGUGCUUUUUGGCAGUCUGUUGGGUCUGAUCGGCCUGCAGCUUGGCGGUUUGGCUGCAGCUAUGAUCAUGGGUCCCAAUGUUUUCUCGACCAUGAUGCUCAGCGGCUCCAGCUAUAUCGCAGUGGGACUCUUCUCGGCAUUUAUCCUGUACGACACCCACGUCGCCAUCAAGAUGUACGAGCAAGGCACUCCUGACCACCUCGGCAUGGCCACCCAGUUCCUGCUGGACAUCUGGAACAUCUUUAUCUCAUUGCUCAGAAUUUUCUCUGAAAAGUGA